Messenger RNA from Fragaria vesca subsp. vesca, 2318 nucleotides. Its product is annotated as probable serine/threonine-protein kinase At1g54610-like. Gene Ontology annotation, biological process: positive regulation of transcription elongation by RNA polymerase II; protein phosphorylation. Gene Ontology annotation, cellular component: cyclin-dependent protein kinase holoenzyme complex; nucleus. The coding region runs from base 1 to 2007 and encodes 668 amino acids. The transcript has 10 exons. The record is from RefSeq and is a predicted model, not a curated record. Gene Ontology annotation, molecular function: cyclin-dependent protein serine/threonine kinase activity; ATP binding; RNA polymerase II CTD heptapeptide repeat kinase activity. Lineage: Eukaryota; Viridiplantae; Streptophyta; Magnoliopsida; Rosales; Rosaceae.
AUGGGGUGCGUGAGCUCGAAGCAGACGGUGUCGGUGACGCCGGCGUUCGACCACUCCGGGGACAAUGUCGGGAAUUCGGGUCGGAGCCGGGUCGGGGAGUUGGGUGAGUCCGGGAGAGCGAGUUCGAGGAAGAAGAGCAGCUAUUCGGAGUCGUUGAGUUUCCGGUUGAGUAAUUUGCAGAGGUACGUCGAGGGCGAGCAGGUCGCCGCCGGCUGGCCGGGAUGGCUCAGCGCCGUCGCCGCCGAAGCCAUUCAGGGCUGGGUCCCACUUCGCGCCGAUGCCUUUGAGAAAUUAGAAAAGAUUGGACAGGGUACGUACAGUAGUGUGUUCCGAGCGCGUGAUCUGGAAACUGGGAAGCUAGUUGCUUUGAAGAAGGUGCGGUUCGACAAUUUUGAGCCUGAGAGCGUCAGAUUUAUGGCGAGAGAAAUCUUGAUUCUCAGAAGGCUUGACCAUCCAAAUGUCAUUAAGUUGGAAGGCCUGAUUACUUCGCGGUUGUCGUGUAGCAUAUAUCUUGUCUUUGAGUACAUGGAACAUGACGUUACUGGGCUUUUGUCUAACCCCGACAUCAAGUUCAGUGAAGCACAGAUUAAAUGUUACAUGAAGCAGCUGUUGUCUGGACUUGAUCAUUGUCACUCGCGGGGUGUAAUGCAUCGCGACAUAAAAGGAUCAAAUCUUCUGGUGAAUAAUGAAGGAAUUUUGAAGAUGGCUGAUUUUGGACUGGCAAACUUCUGUAAUUCUGGGAAUAGGCAACCCCUUACCAGUCGUGUAGUCACUCUGUGGUAUCGUCCUCCUGAACUUUUGCUUGGAUCGACUUCCUAUGGAGCUUAUAUCGACCUUUGGAGUGUUGGCUGUGCAUUUGCCGAACUCCUGGUUGGGAAAAAUGUUCUUCAAGGGCGAACAGAGGUUGAACAACUACACAAGAUUUUCAAGCUCUGCGGCACCCCGCCGGAAGAAUACUGGAAAAAGUCCAAACUUCCACAUGCAACUCUAUUUAAACCCCAACAAGCUUAUGACAGUACUCUGCAGGAGACCUUUAAAGAUUUGCCAGCAGCCACUUUUAACCUAUUAGAGACUCUUCUUUCUGUAGAACCAAACAAGCGUGGGACUGCCUCCUCUGCUCUUGCAUCUGAGUAUUUCAAAACGAAGCCUUAUGCCUGUCAUCCAUCAAGCUUGCCAAUUUACCCACCUAGCAAAGAAAUUGACGCGAAAAAUCGGGAGGAGGCAAAGAGGAAAAAGAUUGGUGGUAGACUUCGUGGAGAAACAAGAAAGUCAACAAGAAAAUCACUCGGAAUAAGUAAAUUGGCUCCAGUCGAGGACAUCGCAACCCAAAUCCAAGGUUCAUAUAAAAUUAAUGGCACUAAUGGACACAUUACCAAGCAAGAAAAUGGUAUCAUAAGCAGGGAGUUGCCAAAGCCACCAGCUUCUAAAGCAGAAGAGGCUUUACAUGUCAAGAAUGCAUCUCAAGGAGAUGUUCCCUUCUCUGGACCAUUAGAGGUUUCUACAUCAAGUGGCUUCGCAUGGGCAAAAAGACGAAGAGAUGAUGCUUCUAGAAGAUCUCAUACUCGAUCUAUCUCAAAAGGACACAUAUUUAACACGGUAGAACCUUCAAUUGCAGUGCAUACAAGGAAGAACUUCGACUCUAAGACACAUGAAAAUGGUGAAUAUAGAGGGUGUACCGACUCUAGAGGAUAUGAUUCAUAUGAGGUUGCAAAGCUAGCAAUGAUGAAUCAAUGGGGAAAGCUUGGACGUCCAGAUUCAUUUGAUGCGUCUGAUGGGUAUCACUCGCAGGAAUUAUCGUUGGCACUUUAUCAGAGAGAGGAAAGGGUAGCUGCUACUAAAAGUGAUCUGAGUUUUCAAUUUCACGAUGAUGGAGACAAGGUUGAAUUUUCAGGACCCUUGUUAUCUCAACCAUAUAAAGUUGAUGAAUUUUUAGAAAGGCAUGAGCGCCAGAUCAGAAGGGCGACGCGGAACUCAUGGUUCUAUAGAGGUAAGAAGCAAGGGAAGUGAGUUAUCUGAUAGGUUCUAAUUGACUGCAUCAAGAAGAAGAAAAGAAGAGAACUCAACAUGAAAACAGAACAUACAAAGUCUCAGCCUGGUAGAUACCAUUUCCAUACUCUGACUAGGCUGCUAUAUCUGAUAGUUGAGAAACUGAAAAUCUAUAGAAUAUUUUGGUUAGAAACUUAGAAUGAUUACAUUUUCUCCCCUUUUUUUUGAAUCUGUUUUUUUUUGCCUGAUUUAUUCUUUCUUUCCUAAUCUUUUGGCAAAGCCCAAAGCCAAUGUAUAGAAUCUAGAUUAAUAGCAAAAGCCUUGUUUAAGUU